AUGGAUCCAGACACAGAUCCCGAAGACGUUAGCAAUCUAGAAUCAUGGAGUCCGGUCAACAGCCUUCACAGCGAUGCUCAGCGAACAGGAAGAUCCCUACCUGCUCCACUCUGGGUGCUCUCGGGGCUUCUUCACCCGGACGACGAUCGGCCUACAGCCGCCCAGCCAGAUCGCAGCAGGAGCCCCAGCCGAGAGAGCCCUGUGUCAGCGAGACAAGAGCGGGCCACAGUGGUCCGACGCUUUCGAAAAGAUUCCUUUGCCUUCGCUUCAACAGUGAGCCCUAUACCGCCAGGAUCAGACAAACACGUUCUCCUGCCCUUGCAGUCGGUGCACAAAGCGCGUCCGGGCUUGCCCCCCCCAGCCUUGCCACCGGCCGUUCGCCCGGCCCCGCCCUUUUCAGUCCACAGCCUUAUCAGACCCCGCUCUUUGCAAGUACCAAUGCCUUCGACGCUGCACAGGCGACCGCGGUUUCCGCCAGCCCUGAGCAAAGGGGGGCCUCGACCCAGCUGGCGUGCCAGCCUUCUCGGACUCAGCCAUCCAGUCUGUCAGCCUUUAGUGCGGCCAACACCAAGAAGCCUUCGCUACGUGCCACCGGCACGCCCACAGCCAGCACCGGAACGGCCGCUUGGUCCUAGAUUCCAUGUUCAAGACCUGCCCUCGCGACCUGCAUCAGCCCCGACCUCGGUCCGGCAUACGCGCUUGCCUGACAUGGUGCAGCCCUUGCGCCCUGAUGGCAGGCCCACACAGGUUACCAGGAAAGGCCAGGAGGCCUCCAGAAAAGCCAAGGCCCUGGAACAGUGGAAGGAGCUGCUCUGGCUCCUCGGGGACUCGGCAGAUUUGUACCGUAGCCUUCAGGAGGCCAAGUAUUCCCAGCAGUUACUCGCCCAGAGCAUCAUGCCCUCUACUACUGCUGGCACACUGGAAACCUACUUGUCAGCCUUGACGUCAGCACGGUCUCAGUAG
Messenger RNA from Symbiodinium sp. CCMP2592, 963 nucleotides. NCBI's taxonomy places the organism in Eukaryota, Dinophyceae, Suessiales, Symbiodiniaceae. The record is from the annotation of a GenBank genome assembly.